GUGAAUUUUUUUUUAAAUAUGUUCUUCCAACAAAAACAACAACGUAAAUUUUAUUGUACGUCAUUAGUUAUACCAUUAUCAUUACUCUUAAAGUCUUCCGCUAAUUCUUUUUGUGAUUAAGUGCAUAAUAGUCAAUUGAAAGUGUAUUUCAACUCCAUACAGGGAUCUCAGUAUUCUUCAUUUUUAAACUUAGUUUUGGCAAUUACUUUUUUUUUUAUUACUUUAGUAUGAUUUCAGAUGAUUGGAAUUGUCAAUGUUUGUGCCACGAGUGUAGUCGUUUUCGUAGCGUGGAUGGGGCUGCUAUGCCACCAGAAAGAGUAUAUACGUCUCAUAAAGGAAGUGGCUCGUUUGGACAACCGUUUCCAAAAACUUGGAGUCAAAAUACAAUACGAAAGAUUAAAAAAAGCGAUACGCGUCCAAUGUGUCGUUCGCAUGUUAUUUCUAAUCACCGCAAUCGGAACACACAUCGCCAUGUGUCUUAAUCGGCAUACUUACGUCGACAAUACCAUCGAUUACAUAGCUUUCGUAAUCAAUAGUUCGAUUUGUAUGCAAGUAUGUACUUUUGGGCUACUAUUAAGGGAUCGUUUUGCGAUCCUGAAUAAUAUCCUGAAGGAAAUCAAAGAUUCGCAGAGCAAUGGACGUGGUGGCUACAUCAAAAUUGUAGAUAACAUUGUAAAUAACAAAUCAAUUGGAAUCGAUUUCUAUUUCAUGAAAAUGGUAAUGCGUAUGCAUUUCGAUCUUAGUAACGUAGUAAAGCGAAUUAAUAAUAUUUUCGGAGCUUCGUUACUGGCACUGUUUCUAGUUAGCUUCCAAACUUCUCUAUUUGGUUUCUACUUUAAUGAUUGUGCCGCAAGUCAUUUCGAUCUUUUACAACUUCCUGCUGCUGCCCAAUUGACUAUUGUUUCGAUGGUAUUUACGUUGGAUGCUGCCUAUCUCUUUUAUAUUUGUACCACCACAUGCAACGAGGCCAGAAAAAGCGGAGCAAUAAUUUACCAGUUUCAGAGACAAGAUGAUUUAAGACAGCAAAUCGACAUGUUCUCUUUGCAAAUGAUUCAUACUAAAGUGGAAUUUAAUGCUGCUGGCCUAUUAGCCAUCAACUAUGCUUCAGUAUUUUCAAUGUUGGGAGCAUUUACAAUGAAUUUGAUUAUACUUAUACAAUUUUCUACUGAAAAGCAAUAUGCACUAUGUCUAGAGGUACCUUUAGAGAAUUAUAAAUAAACUAUACCUAAUCAAAAGAAGAAAGAACACUAGUAGUAGAGUAAACUAACAAACAAGAACUUUUACAUCACUUAACUACAACAAUUUA
Agrilus planipennis (emerald ash borer) is the source of this 1306-nucleotide messenger RNA. RefSeq names its product putative gustatory receptor 28a. The coding region runs from base 238 to 1218 and encodes 326 amino acids. Gene Ontology annotation, biological process: sensory perception of taste. The transcript has 3 exons. NCBI's taxonomy places the organism in Eukaryota, Metazoa, Arthropoda, Insecta, Coleoptera, Buprestidae. The record is from RefSeq and is a predicted model, not a curated record. Gene Ontology annotation, cellular component: dendrite; membrane; neuronal cell body.